Messenger RNA from Acanthochromis polyacanthus (spiny chromis), 6438 nucleotides. Its product is annotated as phosphatidylinositol 4,5-bisphosphate 3-kinase catalytic subunit alpha isoform-like. Bases 454 to 3681 code for a protein of 1075 amino acids. The record is from RefSeq and is a predicted model, not a curated record. NCBI's taxonomy places the organism in Eukaryota, Metazoa, Chordata, Actinopteri, Pomacentridae. Gene Ontology annotation, biological process: phosphatidylinositol 3-kinase/protein kinase B signal transduction; cell migration; phosphatidylinositol-3-phosphate biosynthetic process. Gene Ontology annotation, cellular component: phosphatidylinositol 3-kinase complex, class IA; plasma membrane; cytoplasm. Gene Ontology annotation, molecular function: 1-phosphatidylinositol-4-phosphate 3-kinase activity; 1-phosphatidylinositol-3-kinase activity. The transcript is spliced from 28 exons.
CCCCCACCUCCUCCUCCAUCCUCCUCCUCCAGCAGCACAUUGUUCUACCGGCAGCAGCUUCAUCCUGUUACUGUGGACCAGGACAGCAGACAGGCAGAGAGACAGACGGACAGAGAGACAGAGAGACAGGCAGACAGCCAGAGAGAGAGACAGGCUGUAAGUGUCUCUCUGUGAAGCAGCACUGAGCAGGGCGGCGACUGAUGGAUCCACCGGCUGCUAUAUGAACGGAGACAAAGACAAUCAGACGUUAGGACAGACGUGAGGACAGACGGGAGGACAGACGUGAGGACAGACGUGAGGACAGACGUGAGGACAGAUGGGAGGACAGGAAGACAGACGGGUGUCCAGGCAGACAGACAGGUGGGCGAUAUGAGCGGAGGAAUGCGUCUGUGGAGCAGCAGGCAGCCCAGGUAGCCAGCGCUGAGGUGAGGCAGCUUGUGAUUGGUGGUUACCAUGGCACCCAGGCCGUCCUCAGGGGAAUUAUGGGGUCUCCAUCUGAUGCCUCCUCGGAUCCUGGUGGAUUGUUGCCUCCCCAAUGGGAUGAUGGUGAGUCUGGAGUGUCUCAGGGAAACUCCCCUCAUCAGCAUCAAGCAGCAGCUCUUCACUGAGGCCAGGAAGUAUCCUCUGUACCACCUGCUGCAGGAGGAGUCGUGCUACAUCUUUGUGGGUGUGACCCAGGAGGCAGAGAGGGAGGAGUUCUAUGAUGAGACCCGGCGCCUGUGCGACCUGCGACUGUUCCACCCCAUCCUGAAGGUCAUUGAGCCGCUGGGCAACCGGGAGGAGAAGAUCCUAAACCGGGAGAUCGGCUUCGCCAUUGGGAUGCCGGUCUGUGAGUUUGAGAUGAUGAAGGACCCAGAGAUCCAGGACUUCAGGCGGUCCAUACUGAGCGUGUGCAGAGAGGCCAUGGAGGAGAGGGAGGGGGGUGGGGCCCACAGCCAGGCGCUCUACGUUUACCCCCCCAACGUCGAGUCCUGCCCCCAACUGCCCCAGCACAUCUACAGCAAGCUGGACAAAGGCAGGCUGAUAGUGACCAUCUGGGUGAUCGUGUCUCCGUCUAACUCCAAACAGAAAUACACUCUGAAGGUGAGUCACGACAGUUUACCUGAGCAGCUGAUCGCUGAGUCCAUCAGGAAGAAGAGCCGAUCGAUGCACCUUUCACCUCAGCAGCUCCGCCUCUGUGUGCAGGAGUACCAGGGCCAGUACAUCCUGAAGGUGUGUGGCUGUGAUGAAUACCUGUUGGAGAAGUUUCCUCUCAGUCAGUACAAGUACAUCCGGUCCUGCAUCAUCGUGGGACGUCUUCCUCACCUGAUGCUCGUGUCCAAAGACAGUCUGUACUCCCAGCUCCCGGCCUCGGGCUUCGUCACGCCGUCCUACAGCCGUCGGACGCCUCAGCCGUCCCCCUGUCCAGGAGGAGGAGACGGAAGUCCUCCUCGAUCCCUGUGGGCCUUCAACACUCUGCUGAGGGUCCGACUGCUGUGUGCCACCUACGUCAACGUCAACAUUCGGGACAUCGACAAGAUCUAUGUGAGGACGGGGAUCUAUCAUGGAGGAGAACCACUCUGUGACAACGUCAACACCCAGAGAGUCCCCUGCUCGAACCCCAGGUGGAAUGAGUGGCUGACCUAUGACAUCUACCUGGCAGACCUCCCUCGUUCAGCCAGACUCUGUCUGUCUAUCUGCUCUGUGAAGGGAAGGAAAGGAGCCAAGGAGGAACACUGUCCUCUGGCCUGGGGGAACGUCAACCUGUUUGAUUAUAAGGACAUCCUGGUGUGUGGUAAGGUAGCUCUCAGUCUAUGGCCCGUCCCUCAUGGUCUGGAGGACCUGCUCAACCCCAUUGGAGUCGCUGGUUCAAAUCCCAACAAGGAGACUCCGUGUGUGGAGCUGGAGUUCUCCUGGUUCAACCAGACUGUGGUGUUUCCUGAUGAGCAGCAGAUAGAAGAACAUGCUAACUGGACCAUCAGCAGAGAGCUGGGCUACAACUACUGUCAUGGACUGAGCAGUCGUCUGGCCUGUGACAGCAGUGUUUCAGCAGCAGAUGCAGAGCAGCUUCGUUCUCUUUGCUCCAGAGAUCCUCUCUAUGAGCUGUCAGAGCAGGAGAAGGACUUCCUCUGGAGACACAGACAUUACUGUGUAAACAUCCCAGAAUCUCUUCCUAAGCUGCUUCUGUCUGUCAAAUGGAACUCCAGAGACGAAGUAUCCCAGAUGUACUGCUUGCUGAAGGAGUGGCCUCUGAUGGAACCUGAAUCUGCUCUGGAGCUUCUGGACUGUAACUUUCCUGAUCCGAUGGUCAGAGAGUUCGCUCUGCGCUGCCUGGUGCAGGGUCUGACGGACGACAAGCUGUCGCAGUACCUGCUGCAGCUGGUUCAGGUGUUGAAGUAUGAGAUGUACCUGGACAAUCCUCUGGCUCGCUUCCUCAUCAAGAAGGCUCUGACCAAUCAGAGGAUCGGACACUUCUUCUUCUGGCACCUAAAGUUCUGUUGUCACAGGUCAGAGAUGCACAACAAAACUGUUUCUAGACGGUUUGGUCUGCUGCUGGAAGCUUUCUGCAGAGCCUGUGGCAUGUACCUGAAACACCUGAACAGACAGGUGGAGGCGAUGGAUAAACUGGUGAAUCUGACCGACACACUGAAGCAGGAGAAGAAGGAUGAGACCCAGAAGACCCAGAUGAAGUUCCUGGUGGAACACAUGUCUCGUCCAGACUACAUGGAGGCUCUGCAGGGCUUCGUGUCUCCUCUGAACCCAGUCCACCAGCUGGGGAACCUCAGGCUGGAGGAGUGCAGGAUCAUGUCGUCAGCAAAGCGCCCCCUGUGGCUGAACUGGGAAAACCCCGACAUCAUGUCUGAGCUGCUCUUCACCAACAAUGAGAUCAUCUUCAAGAACGGAGACGACCUGCGUCAGGACAUGCUGACGCUGCAGAUCAUUAAGAUCAUGGAGAACAUCUGGCAGAACCAGGGUUUGGACCUGCGCAUGCUGCCGUACGGCUGUCUGUCCAUAGGAGACUGUGUGGGUCUGAUCGAGGUGGUGAAGAACAGCUUCACUAUUAUGCAGAUUCAGUGUAAAGGAGGCCUGAAGGGGGCGCUGCAGUUCAACUCUAACACUCUGCACCACUGGAUCAAAGACAAGAACCGCGGGGAAGCGUAUGACCGGGCCAUAGACCUGUUCACCAGGUCUUGUGCAGGUUACUGUGUCGCCACCUUCAUCCUGGGAAUUGGUGACCGUCACAACUCCAACAUCAUGGUGAAGGAAAACGGACAGCUGUUCCACAUCGACUUUGGUCACUUCCUGGAUCACAAGAAGAAGAAGUUUGGCUAUAAGAGGGAACGUGUCCCCUUCGUCCUCACGCAGGACUUCCUCAUCGUCAUCAGCAAAGGAGUCCAGGAGUCCACCAAGACCAAGGAGUUUGAAAGGUUCCAGGAGAUGUGCUAUAAGGCCUACCUGGCCAUCCGGCAGCAUGCCAGCCUCUUCAUCAACCUGUUCUCCCUCCUGUUGGGAUGUGGGAUGCCAGAACUGCAGAGCUUUGAUGACAUUGCGUACCUGAGGAAGACCCUCGCCCUGGAGAAGAGCCAGCAGGAGGCGCUGGAGUACUUCACCAAGCAGAUGAACGAUGCUCACCAUGGAGGCUGGAGCACCAAGAUGGACUGGAUCUUCCACACCAUCAGACACAUGCCCAACGAGCACUGACAUCCUCCAGAUCCACGGAGAACAACUCUGGACUGGCACAGUAAUCAGAUCACUGCAGUCAUACUCAGUGAUCUUCUACCAGUGUGUGAUCUUCUCCUGCUGGACUAUUCCUCCUCUUCAUCUAGAAAUGUCUUCAACACCUCCUGACCUCAUGCAGCCCCAGAUCAUCAUACCGCCACCUCCAUGCUUCACUGUCAGGACUAUGAUCCACUGUGGUAGUCCUGGUCAGUGGAGACAAAAGAAGAACCACAAAGAGACACGAAACUACCACAGACACAAAACAACCAUAAAGAGACACAAAACGACCACAAAAAGACACAAAACAACCACAAAAAGACACAAGACGACCACAAUGAGACACAAGACGACCACAGAGACACAAGACGACCACAAAGAGACACAAAACAACCACAAAGAGACACAAAACAACCACAAAAAGACAAAAAACAACCACAAAAAGACACAAGACAACCACAAAGAGACACAAAACAACCACAAAAAGACAAAAAACAACCACAAAAAGACACAAGACAACCACAAAAAGACACAAACUGCUCUCCACUGUGGUCCUGGUCAGGUUCUUGCCAACAUCUGGACUCCAUCUGAACCAGAAGUGUUUGUUUUCUCUGCUGUUCUGCUUAAAGUAAUCUGAUUACUGUGGGGGAUCCAGUCAGCUGGUAUUGUGUGUGUGUGUGUGUGUGUGUGUGUGUGUGUGUGUGUGUGUGUGUGUAUAAAUCACAUCUCUCUUCUGUACAUAGCACACGUAUUUAUCAUGGAACACACACCUGUAGCACACGUGUGUCCGUUUACUGCACUAACUGAGGACGACGAAGACGAUGAAGACGAUGAUGUUGUCUGAUGUCACGGGUUUCAGCCUCACGUCGUCGUGUCGGUGGGACGGUUGUCAUAGUAACGUGAAUCUCAGGGUGGUGGUGAACGUCUUCCAGUUAGCAUGUUAGCUCUGCCAAACUUUAUAAGCUUUAUUGAAACCAGCAACAUGAACACUGGGUCACUGUGAGAGCAAUAAAACCUCCAAUCACUGAUCAGUACCUUUUGACAAUCAGGAGCUCUGACCAAUGGGAGGGCAGGGCUGUGGGCGGAGUCAUCAGCGACCAAUCAGCUUUCUAAUGUGAACAAAUAAUUCUCAACAUUUACGUGUUUAUGAUCUGCUAACAGAGACUUUUCAGCAGGUUUUUAAACCAUAUUUUAAACUGUUACAGUAAAAGUUCUUCCUGUGAAAUGAUUCUUCAAAUAUUUGCACCUUUCAUUCGUCCCUCAGUGUUUCUGAAUAUUUAAAGUCUUUCUGAAUAUUUAAAGUGUUUCUGAACAUUUAAAGUGUUUCUGACACUAACAGACGCCGUCCACAGCUGCUAUCCAGUCAGCUCCAGGCUAGUUCUGAAGUAUUUCUGAGUGUUUUUGGAGUAUUUCUGAGUAUUUUUGGAGUAUUUUUGAGUGUUUCAGGGAGAGCUGAUUUCCUCUGAACUGACAUAUCAUCAGGUGUAUCAGGGAUCAAAGACAAUCUGAACCAAUCAGCUGCUCGCUCAGUCACUGGGUCCAAUGCUAAGCUAAUUAGCACUGUUAGUCUGUUAGCUCCGUCACUGUGUCUAAUGCUCAGCUAAUUAGCAGUGUUAGUCUGGUCGCUGAGCCAAUGUGUCCAAUGCACUAUGCUAAGCUAGUCAGCACUGUUAGCCUGGUAGCGCAGUCACUGUGUCUAAUGCUAAGCUAAUUGGCAGUGUUAGUCUGGUAGCUGAGCCAAUGUGUCUAAUGCACUAUGCUAAGCUAGUAGGCACCGUUAGCCUGUUAGCUCAGUCACUGUGUCUAAGACAUUAUGCUAAGCUAGUCAGCACCGUUAGCAUGUUAGCUCAGACACUGUGUCUAAUACACUAUGCUAAGCUAGUUAGCACUGUUAGCCUGUUAGCUCAGUCACUGUGUCUAAUGCACAACGCUAAGCUAGUUACCACUAUUAGCCUGUUUGCUCAGUCACUAUGCUAAGUUAGUUAGCACCAUUAGCCUAUUAGCUGGGCUGCGGCUCCAUAGUUAAUACUGAGCUCAGCUGCUGCACUGGAACAAGGAAUUCUGGGUAGCGUUAGUUAGCAUAGUGUAGCAUCAGUAGAAGCCCCGCCCCUCCUGCCUCAUUGGCUGCUAUUCUCAAUGGGCAGGGCUAGACACUGACAGGGUGAUGACGCCCAGUUUUAAUGUGAAGGUGUGUUUGUUCCUGCUCAGGUAGUCAGGCUAAGCCCCGCCCACACCUGUCAGUAACCAUGACUACCGGUCGGGCGGCACAGACCCGCCCCCUGCUGCAUGCUGAUCAUUCAAUGGUUCAUGACAUUAUGACCAUGCUGGUUGCCAUAGUGACUGUGUUUCGCUGUGAUCGGUGUUAUUGAUUGUUUGCUGAACUGAUGUAUUGAUGAUUGAUCGGUGUCUUUACAGCCUGAUCACUAUUGAUUACUGAUCAUUAUUGAUUUCUGGCAAGUAUUGAUGAUCAAUCGGUGUUUUUACAGCCUGAUAACUAUUGAUGAUUGAUCAGUGUAUUUACAGCUUGAUCACUUUCUUCAUGUUGACUAUUGAUUUCUGAUAACUAUUGAUGAUUGAUCUGUGUAUUUACAGUCUGAUCACUUUCUUCAUGUUGACUAUUGAUUUCUGAUAACUAUUGAUUGUUUGAACCAAUCCUCCCGCUGUGGGGGCGGAGUCACGCUGCAGGUGUAGCAGCACCUGUUGGUCUGUGAGUGUUGUCAUGGAAAUAAAGGCUGGACAGCU